This is a messenger RNA of Debaryomyces hansenii CBS767, 1383 nucleotides long. Its product is annotated as putative carboxylic ester hydrolase. Gene Ontology annotation, molecular function: monoacylglycerol lipase activity; acetylesterase activity. NCBI's taxonomy places the organism in Eukaryota, Fungi, Ascomycota, Pichiomycetes, Serinales, Debaryomycetaceae. The record is from RefSeq and is a predicted model, not a curated record. The transcript has a single exon. Gene Ontology annotation, biological process: medium-chain fatty acid catabolic process; medium-chain fatty acid biosynthetic process. The coding region runs from base 1 to 1383 and encodes 460 amino acids.
AUGGUUUUAGGGUUCUUUAAAUCACAUGUGGAUAACAAGUAUCCAACUACACCUUUGAAAUUUACGGGGAAAGACUCAGGGGAGGCUACACUUGAGGAUAUUAUUUCACAUAAAGUUCCGGAGUUGUAUAAGGGUGCAUCGUUUUGGUAUAAUCCGUUAUUACCGUCCGGAGACUUCCAGACGGCCUAUACCGGGUUGAGUAAGUUUGAGAGCGUUGAUAAGGUUUGCUACAAGAGACGGAUUUUGAAUAUUGAGCUGGAGGACAAGACAUACGAGGUGGAGGGAGAAAAGUUGAAGUACGAUGAUUGGGAAGGUAGAAGCACGAUUGCUAUUGAUUACGUUGUUCCUCCAGGAAGGGAAGACCCCAAUCACGAGAAGUACAGGCCGGUGAGUCAGACCAAACAUCUACCACCCAGAACUGAGUAUUUGAAUCCGGAACACGAACUUGAACUCUUGAGCGACGAUUCGAAGCCAUUAGUGAUUGCAUUGCACGGAUUGUCGGGCGGUUCGUACGAGUCGUACAUCAGGGCAUUCUUGAGUAAGGUUACGGAUAAACCAUACGAUUUUGAUGCAUUGGUGUUGAAUUCAAGAGGAUGUGCCAACCACACCAUUACAUCCCCCCAGUUGUUUUGCGGGUUGUGGACAAACGACUUGCGGUACUUGAUUAACGAGCACAUUAGACCCAACUGGCCUAAUAAGCGGAUCUAUCUUAUAGGGUUCUCGUUAGGAGGAGCUAUUUGCGCUAAUUACUUAGGGCAAGAGGCCGAUAACACAUAUCACAACAUCAAGGGUGGUGCCAUCAUGGGUUGUCCAUGGGAUUUUCCCGAUUCAUGUAUUCAGUUACAAUCUAGUUUGCUUGGGAGCCAUAUUUACUCGCCUAAGAUGUGUAACAAUUUGGUGGACUUGUUGAAUGAACACUACGAAGGUCAUUUGCGUAGCAAUCCGUUAGUCGAAGCUUAUAAGAAAAAUCCAGAAAACUUCAAAUUGGGUACGUUAAAGGCCUUUGACGAAAAUUUUACGUCGAAGCUUUUUGGUUUCAAUUGUGCAGACGAGUAUUACAGACAUGCAUCCCCUAUCCAGAGAUUGUUAAAAGUUAGAGUUCCUCUUGUCAUUGUAAAUUCCAUUGACGACCCAAUUAUUGGAUACAGAACGCUUCCCUUCAGCGAAGUUAGGCUAAAUCCAUUCACGGCUCUUGUGACUACUACUACUGGAGGACAUCUUGGAUGGUUUGAUUAUAAAGGAAACAGAUGGUACGCGGAUCCUAUUUCUAGAUUAUUCAAAGAAUUGGAUGACAAUUGGUCAUUUAAUAAGAAAAGUGUAGACGAAAAAGAUUUACCAUUCGAUACUACAAAGCUCUGGAAGUAUGAUAGAAUAAUUAUGUAA